AUGCAAUCGCUUCUUGAAGGGAUCGAACAGGCUUUGACGGAGCAAGAUGCCUACACAGCAGCAGAUUUUCUGAACGAAAACUACUUUUACGAAACAUUCUAUGGUGAUCAAGCCACUGGCAAAAUUCCGAACAUCAAUUCAAUUGAAAAACUUGUGGAUUCUGCCAUUUCCAAAGUUUCAUAUCGACCAUUUCUCUAUGAUUAUUUCAAAUCCAUGAUUUAUUUAUUUGAAAUGGAGGACUACAAGAAUGCCUUUGAAUUCAUGAAAAAGAGUGUAGAAAAAUUUAUUAAUCAAGUAUUCGAUAAGGAAAAUUAUUGGAGUGUUAAACUCAUGAAAUUCCUAAGUAGUGCGCUAUAUCGGGCGGCUGUAAAAGCAGCAGAUGCUCAAGAGCAAGAAGGAGAAACAGGAGACUCGGAAGAUUCUCAUAAAUUAAGCCCACUCGCUGCAGCAGCAAUGACUCUGCAAACAGCAUUGGCCGCUUCCAAUCGAGAUAGAACCAAUAACAUUGAAGAGUCAAAGAAAUGGGCAUCUUUGCACAUUACAAAUACGCUCAUUAGAUUUUAUUUCAAGUUAAACAAUUUGGAUUGGUGCUCGAAAUACAUCAGCAAAGCAGUGUUAAACGAUUUGAAUUAUCCUCUCUCAGAAUUGGUGACUUUUAGAUUCUUUGCUGCACGAGUUGCUAUACUACAAUCCAAAUUUGUUAAAGCUAAAGAAGAUUUAGAAUAUGCUUUGACGUACUGCCACGAAGAUUAUACGAAAAAUAAGAAGAUGAUUAUUCGAUAUUUGGCAUGUGUAAAUUUAAUGCUAGGAAAAUAUCCAACACAGGCGUUAUGUGAAAAGUAUGAUUUAAUGGAGUUUAUGGAGCUUUCAAAAGCUUGUAGAACUGGAGAUUUACGAACCUAUAAGAAAUGUCUUGCAGAAAAUAUGAAUUUCUUUAUCAAAGAUGGUACCUAUUUAAUUCUAGAGAAAAUUAAGGUGGUCGUAUAUCGAAAUUUAUUGAGGAGAGUGUAUUGUUACAAAGAGAAAAGCGCUAGAAUACCAAUUCCCACAUUUUUAGCAGCCUUGAAAUUUGUUGAAGAUGAUCCUAUCGAUUUAGAUGAAGCAGAGUGCAUUCUCUCUAAUUUGAUUUUUUCUGGUUUCGUAAGAGGAUAUAUUUCUCAUGACAAGCAAAUACUGGUCGUCGCUAAACAAAAUCCAUUUCCUUCCCUUUCCACACUCUUUGCAGAAGAAUGA
Molecule: messenger RNA, 1233 nt
Organism: Naegleria fowleri
Lineage: Eukaryota; Heterolobosea; Eutetramitea; Acrasida; Naegleriidae
Exons: 1
Coding region: 1-1233 (410 amino acids)
Biological process (GO): transcription elongation by RNA polymerase II; post-transcriptional tethering of RNA polymerase II gene DNA at nuclear periphery; poly(A)+ mRNA export from nucleus
Cellular component (GO): transcription export complex 2
Molecular function (GO): RNA binding; double-stranded DNA binding
Source: RefSeq, a predicted model, not a curated record